This is a messenger RNA of Cololabis saira (Pacific saury), 3764 nucleotides long. RefSeq lists its product as uncharacterized. The coding region runs from base 49 to 1236 and encodes 395 amino acids. The record is from RefSeq and is a predicted model, not a curated record. NCBI's taxonomy places the organism in Eukaryota, Metazoa, Chordata, Actinopteri, Beloniformes, Belonidae. The transcript has 6 exons.
UCGUAUAGAGAUCAGAUCGCUCACAGACGGAAAUCAUCCAGAGAUGCGAUGCUCAAUCCUCGGGUGUGUUCAGUGAUGGAGCUGCUUCCUCUCGUGUGUCUCUGGGUCCUGACAUGGUCUGGAGGAAUAUCUGCUGAUGCAAACGGACCAUUAAUCACUAAGAUCACAGUGAAAGAAGAUGAUCAAGUUGUUCUACCUUGUUCAUUCGGUUCUUUAAGCAUUACAGAUAAACUCUUUGACUGGAAGAAAGAUGGAGACAAGGAGGUGUUUAUGUUUGACAAAGGCCAACAUUACAAUAACGGCCUUCCAGGUCAAGAUGAGACGUUCAGAGGUCGAGUCACUCAUUUUCCAGAUAAACUACAGUCUGGCAAUGCAUCCAUAGUUAUUAAGAAAACAAAGUUAGCUGAUAGUGGAAACUACACCUGUGAUUUUCCACGUGAACAACCAACAAGACGAUCUGAGAUUGAACUUAUUGUCGGUACCUGUCCAACUCCUGUUAUCAUACCUGUUAAAAAUGGAGGGCAUGUAAAGUGUAAAGUUGUAGACACUUCUCCAAAACCAGCAAUGGAGUUGCAGGACAGUACUGGAACCCCAGUUCCUGCUAAAGAAGAAAAAGUCUCUGAAAAUGGAAACUACUACAUUGUCCUGACGGCUAAUUUGACCAAGGAAGACUACUAUCAUUGUGUUGUGAAGCAGAGAGAAAUAUGCCAUCAAGUUAAAUCAGAAGAGAUAUAUGUGCGCCUCCCUGGUACCUGUCCAACUCCUGUUAUCAUACCUGUUAAAAAUGGAGUGCAUGUGAAGUGUAAAGUUGUAGAGACUUCUCCAAAACCAGCAAUGGAGUUGCAGGACAGUACUGGAACCCCAGUUCCUGCUAAAGAAGAGAAAGUCUCUGAAAAUGGAAACUACUACAUUGUCCUGAUGGCUAAUUUGACCAAGGAAGACUACUAUCAUUGUGUUGUGAAGCAGAGAGACAUAUGUCAUCAAGUUCAAUCAGAAGAGAUAUAUGUGCGCCUCCCUGGUUCCAACAGCGGAUGGUAUGUUGUAGUUGGAGUUAUAACUGCAGUCCUAGCUACAGUCGUAGUUGGAGCAGUCAUAAUUUUUUUACUUGUAAAGAGUGGGUGCUUAAAACUGAGUUUUAACAGAGGUUCUCGGACAGAAACAAGCCUCUCCUCUGAGAAAAACAAAGAGCAAAAUGAGACAACACCAUUGGACAUUCAGGAAAAGGAAAGUACCUGAGUUCAGCCUGACAGCCUGCUGUUGACCUGCAAGUCAUCCUCAUUCAACCGAGUCCAUUCACCUCCGUUUGGUGCACAUGUCGUGCACAGCAGCACAUUCAGCUGGAAUAACAUGUUCAUGUGGAAAUAUUUUACUGAGAGUAAAACUUAAUAAUAUAAUAUGCUGAAUAAAACAAACUAUGAUGUACAAAAAAACAACUUGUGCCGCCUACAGUAUUAAAAGAAAUUGUAUAAUCACAGUGGCCGGGUUUCCCAGAUCCAACCUCUCUUAAGGAUUUAAGAGAGGUUCAAAGAAGGUUUGAACUAAGAGAGAACCCUAAGAUAUGGGUGUUUCCCAGAUGACUUCUUAACACCGUCCUUUAGUUUCGCUCUUUCAGACGCUCUUUGGAGCAGCUGUACGGUUCUGAAACCAAAUGAAUCGAUGCCAGGCAAAUCGAUCACCGAUCACUAUCAGCGCAUUUUCACACGCAGCACUGCUGCCUAACGCACUAAUUCACUGCUGCCUGUGCGUUAUAAUAAAAAAUUAAGAUGAUAAAUAUAAUUCAAUGACCCUUUUUCAUCCAAACGGUGCGUUACUCCGUUAUUUCUGGCUACAGUGAGGCUUUUUUUCCCCACACACGGAGACCGGGAGUAAACGGGGUGGGCGUGUGUGUGCGUUCAAAAACAUGAGCCAAGAGAAGGCGAGUUUCGCAAAUCGCAACGUGGAAUUACAGCAAACCCUGGUUUUUCGCAGGGGUUAUGUUCCAAAAAGAACCCGUGAUAAGUGAAAUUCUUUUUACAAUUAUAGAGGGCUUCAGAUUGCAGAGAUCAUCCCCGCCUCGCACGUAUUCCUCCUCUUCUGAAUGAUGCUGCAUCCAUACAGCGCGAGUCGGCAGGUGGGUUUUUUCAAGAGAAGAAAAUAGUUAUGGGUCGUUGUCUUCGCUCUUUUUUCUUCUGGGCAAAAAGAUUCUUUAAUAUAAACCGACACCAUUGAUUAUAUUUGAGACUGUAAUGAACGAUUCAUCAAAGGAUCCCGUUCUUUCAGCUGCUGCUUCCCUGUUAUCACAUAGGUGCGCUCGGGCUCGGCCACGGCGCAGGAGGAUCGGUGUCACGGCUGCCUGACAGCCCGGUCCGACACACGUCCAGGGGAUUGAAGUGCUGACGCACGAAUGCGUUCAUAAAAACAGUUCUGCUUCGCGCAUGGUGGCGCAGUUGAUUUGCAGCGAGAACAUGCUGUAUAGCAGCCAAAUUAUCAAAUAAAUGAUAUUCAUGAUGAUCGUUUUAUUUGUGCGCAUAAAGCAUAUACAGGAACACACUUGUUAUUCCUUAUUUUUCUUUUUUUCCCCCUUUGCUGUCACCAAUAAAUGCUAAACAAUAUAAAUCUGAAGUAUAAAAUAAAUCAAAAUUUGUGCGGGGUGCAUUGUUUUAAUAUCUCAUUGCUUGGUGUGAUAUUGAUUUGCCUGACGCGGCUGGAUCUGUGAGUCUUUGUUCACUAAGAUGGUUGGAAAGACUGGGUCAGCAGCAUCUUUCAUUUCCUUCUUAAUGAAAGAGAUACUUAAGCCAAGAGCAACUCUGGGAAACGCGAUUUUCUUUCACAGGCUCCUUAAGAAGGUUUGAAAGAAGUCUUUCGCUGUUAAGAACUACUUAACUGAUCUGGGAAACCCGGCCAGUGUGUGUGAGUGAGAAACUCAAAUGGAUUUUUGAUCAUAAAGUAUUUGCACUUGCUGACUGUGCAGCUCCCAAUUAAGUGCGUGUGAUAUUGUGUAUUGAUGAUUUUCUGUUUCUGGUGUCUUAUAAUCCUGUAAGGGAUGGGUCUUCGGACAUGACACAAAAAUAAAAUUCAUUCAUUCAUUCAUUCAUUCAUUCAUUCAUUCAUUCACUCACAGUGUUUAGGGAAAUUAGAACCACAAAAUCAGUUUUGGCAGGUGAGAAAUCAGAAUCAACCACCCAAAAAAUAAAUAAAUAAAUUCACAUGCAUCUGUAAAACCCACCAGAUCAGGAGUCUCUCUCAGCAACACGAAACUGAUUGACCUUUGACCCUGUAGUCUGCAUCAUGUUUUACAUCUUUACUGUGUUUUCAGUCAGAACAGAAACUUUGAUUUGUCUCCUUUUAUUUCAGCCAGUUUGAGAGAUGAGAGGGUUUCUUAGAUUGUUGUAGAUCUGAGAUGGUUGAACUCGUAUGAAGCUCAUUCUGCUUUAAUGUAGAAAACAUGAUUCAGUUGCCACGACAACUCUCACAGAAAACCAACACUUCCCUAAACUCUCUGAUUGAUUGUUUCUCCUUAUCAAUGUAAAAAUGAUUAACUAUCUAUCUUAGUAGUUGCAGUUGGAAAUUUGACAAACUUUAAAAUUCAUCAUUUACUCUUUAAAAAAAACUUUGUUCAAAUGCUGUGAUUAUUUCUGUUGUUAUUCUAUUCUCUUUGUUUUGUAUAAAGUUCCCUGUUACAUGGAUGAAUUUUAAGCUUUACUUUUUGUCUAUAUUGAUAUUUUUGUGAGAAGAUGAGACAUCAGAUUUGUGACGUGAUGAAGAUGUUACAACCUUCCUUGGCC